AUGGCGGACCUGGGGAAGAAAUAUUGCGUUUACUGCCUGGCCGACGUGACCAGCCUGCGGCUCCGCUGCACCGAGUGCCAGGACAUCGAACUCUGCACCGACUGCUUCUCGGCGGGGGCGGAGAUCGGCAAUCACCGGCGGUGGCACGGAUACCAGCUGGUGGAUGGCGGCCGCUUCGCCCUGUGGGGGCCCGAAGCCGAGGGAGGCUGGACCAGCAGGGAAGAGCAGCUGCUGCUCGAUGCCAUCGAACAGUUCGGGUUCGGCAAUUGGGAGGAUAUGGCUGCACACGUGGGUGCAAAUAGGACUCCUCAAGAGGUGAUGGAACACUAUGUCAGCAUGUACAUCCAUGGCAACCUUGGAAAAGCAUGUAUUCCUGACAGCAUUCCCAACAGAGUUACUGAUCACACGUGUCCUACUGGUGGUCCAUUGUCUCCUAGCCUGACCACACCACUGCCACCAUUGGACAUAACUGUGGCAGAACAGCAACAGCUGGGUUAUAUGCCCCUGCGGGAUGACUAUGAGAUAGAAUACGACCAGGAUGCAGAGACUUUGAUCAGUGGGUUGUCUGUAAAUUAUGACGACGAUGAUGUUGAAGUAGAACUUAAGGAAUCUUAUGUACACAUGUAUGUUCGAAAACUCAAAGAGAGGCAGAGGAGGAAAAACAUAGCAAGGGAUUAUAAUCUAGUUCCUACGUUUCUGGGGAAAGAUAAAAAAGAUAAAGACAAACCUGUGAAACGGAAAAUAUCUAAAGAGGAGAAAGAGCUCAGGUUAAAACUGAGGUCACUCUUUCAGUUCAUGUCAAACAAAGAAAUAGAAGACUUCUUUGAGAACAUGCAUAAGGAAAGGAUGCUUCGUGCAAAAAUCCGGGAACUUCAGAGGUACCGGAGAAACGGGAUUACUAAAAUGGAAGAAUCUGCCGAAUAUGAAGCUGCGAGACAUAAGAGGGAAAAGCGAAAAGAGAACAAAAACACAACAAGUUCAAAGAGAGGUAGAGAAGAGGGAAAGGAAGGAGAAUUUGCUGCCAUUGAGAACCUUGCUGGGUUUGAACUAUUAUCUGAUAGAGAGAAGGUUCUCUGCAGCUCCCUGAACUUGAGUCCUACCCGCUACCUCACUGUGAAAACUAUAAUAAUUAAAGAUCACCUACAGAAGAGGCAGGGAAUCCCAUCAAAAAUCCGCCUACCCAGCUAUUUAGAUAAAGUCUUAAAGAAAAGAAUUUUAAACUUUUUAACGGAGAGCGGCUGGAUAUCUAGAGAUGCCUCUUGAUAAUGGGCUUUAGUUCUUCAGAGACCUUUGACUUUAAUGCACAAACUCUGUCUGGAGCUAACCUUUACCGUUAUGGUGAACGAUCACUUUUAAUAUUUGUGCAGGUUUUGUACUGUGGUAAUAUUGUUCCCAUGUUGUGCCAUCCAUGUAUAAUUCCUUUUGCUGUGCUUCAUACACGGACAUGUUUGACCUACUUUUUUAGUAGAACUUUGUCAGUGUACACAAGUACAGUAUUGAGGUUUUACUGUUUGUAGUUAACUAAUGUUGCUCAGGAAUGACUUCAUGGUCACUAUAAGUUUAGGAUGGCCGAGGUUGUGCUUUGUGGCAGUUCCUGUAUGUCAUUUAGAAGAGGAAUGUUGCAUCUUGCCUCCUUCCCUCUUGUGUGAUUGACCUCGGUUUCUGCCAAUAGGUGUAAUCUUGCAAAAACUCCCAGCAUUACAGCCCUGAACUUCUCCACAAAACACCUGAUCUUUACAUUUUACACCAAGGUGGUGGUUUAUAUAAGAGCUUGUUUCACUAAUAAUUUGACUCUGGCAUCAUUGCAUUCAGGUGACUAAUGGGGAAACACACCUGUUCUUACAAGUGCUGAAUUACAAGUGAAUUUUCCAAAGUGUAUUAAGGAAACUGCAUUAUUUUUUUUAUUUUUAUUUUUUUAAACUCCCUGGAUUUUGAUUGGACCAUGAUUCACUUUCCAUGAAUACCCAGAUAUAAAUGUAUCUGAGGCCAACUCUCUUAAUUGAAAAUGAUGUAGUAUAUGUUAUCAUUCUUUCUAGUGGACUGUGUACAUGAAUGAAAGAAGAAAAAGGAGUUAGUCUUUAAGGCAUUAUUUAUCCGUUCGAAGUUUAAAUAGUUAUAGAUCUCUCCUCUUGUUUAUUUGGAGAGAUCUGUAAUGUCUGCCUUAUAGAAAUGCUUUUGUUUUUAUGAAUUUUGUGCAUUUAAACAAGUGUCUUUCAAAAGAAAACUGUGCCAAACAUUAGGACAUUUUCCACUAGGGCAGUUAAAUAUUAGGCGUGGCUAGGUAGACCUAUCUAUUUAGGGGCCAUUUGUCCCCCAAGCCUUGCUCAGUAUUAAAUGCCAAACUGUGUCUGGUAUCUUUAAUAUCUGUUAAACUGCUACACUUGCAAUAGUAAGUAGAUGUAUGUUACAUACCCAAUGAUGCUUGGUCUACUGGGCAUUCGUGUGAUCUCAUGCGCAAGCUCAGGGUAGGACAUAAGGUAGGGUUUCUGUGUGCCGCUAUCUUAGAAACCAUAAUAUGGCAGCGCUGGGAAAGAAGACCCAAUGGGAUCGGCACAUGGUGGGAUCCCUUGGCUGGGGGCUGAGGGAGUUAUUUAGUGUUUGAGCCGCUUCAAGGGUGGAGGUCUGUAGCUUCUACAUGUAUGUAAACCAGCAUUUUGCAUUAUAUUAUUGCUUCUUUGGCU
This is a messenger RNA of Pelobates fuscus (common spadefoot toad), 2681 nucleotides long. RefSeq names its product transcriptional adaptor 2B (gene TADA2B). NCBI's taxonomy places the organism in Eukaryota, Metazoa, Chordata, Amphibia, Anura, Pelobatidae. The record is from RefSeq and is a predicted model, not a curated record. Gene Ontology annotation, cellular component: SAGA-type complex; nucleus. Gene Ontology annotation, biological process: chromatin remodeling; regulation of transcription by RNA polymerase II. Gene Ontology annotation, molecular function: protein binding; transcription coactivator activity; zinc ion binding. The coding region runs from base 1 to 1263 and encodes 420 amino acids. The transcript is spliced from 2 exons.